AUGGAAGAAAGGACGCAGCAAGAACUCGUAAGCGAGCACAGAGAACAACUUGACGAAGUCACAGGGCAAUUAGAUGAAAAAAAYUCCRAACUAGAAGCAGCGGCCGAGCACGUCGAAUACCUAAAGCAGAUAAUGGACGAAAGGGAGGAGGAAUACAUAAAGCAAAUGCAACUGAUGACCGAUGCCCGCGAACRMGAAAGCAAGGACGACAARGACCGCAUUAGCAAGUUACUGCACGACAGGGAUACUGCUAGAAGAAACUAUGACCGCGCAGUUAGAGACAUUGGGGAUAGGAACGCCGAACUUAGGCGCGUGGGCAUAGAACUGGAAGCCUCGGUAAUGCAAGAGCGGCGGUUAAACACGGAAAUCAUCGUAAAGGAGGAGCAACUAAGACCAAGAGAGCAGGCCAUAGAGGACCUGGAAAGGCAAAUACAAACGCAACGGGAGAUAAUUGACGAUCACACUCGCACCGACGGGGAAAGGGAGGCAGCCCAGGCGCAAGUAGGGUCCCUAGAGGAAAGGGUCGCAGAAUUACAAGCACACAAAGAAGGUUUGGAAAAAGAAUUAGGUCUUACCACCGGGGAAAAAGUAAAAAGAGCCCUUUUGAAGUAUGGCAUUCCGCUGGCAAUUGCUGUCGCCAUUUCAAGCGUGGUAGGAGUAAUCCUUAGCACACUUAAUGCUGCAAGCAAGGGGACAAAGGCGAUGGUAAAGAAGUUAGGCAAUGGGCUAACGGACUUAGGUAAAAAAAUGGCAGCAAGCAUUCCUGGCUUGCUCGGUAGCGUUUUAAACCUGGUAUUAAGAACCGGCGGAGAACUGUUGAAGUUCGUGGGGAAUAACAUUUGGAUCUUAGUUGUCGCUAUUGGAGUGGUACUCCUGAAGAAGAUGAAGGUGUAA
Molecule: messenger RNA, 894 nt
Organism: Actinia tenebrosa (Australian red waratah sea anemone)
Lineage: Eukaryota; Metazoa; Cnidaria; Anthozoa; Actiniaria; Actiniidae
Product: factor of DNA methylation 2-like
Source: RefSeq, a predicted model, not a curated record